CGGGGCGGGGGGCGGGGGGCGGGGGGGACGUCUCAGCCUGGCAGCGGCGGCGGGAAGAUGGCGGCGGCCGUUCCCCAGCGGGCCUGGACGACGGAGCAACUGCGCAGCGAGCAGCUGCCCAAGAAGGACAUCAUCAAGUUCCUGCAGGACCACGCUUCGGACUCGUUUCUCGCAGAACACAAGUUGUUGGGAAACAUUAAAAACGUGGCCAAGACAGCGAACAAGGACCACCUGGUGACAGCCUAUAACCAUCUUUUUGAGACGAGGCGUUUCAGGGGGACUGAGAGUCUCGGUAAAGUGUCUGAGCAGGUGAAGAGCGCGAAGCUCCAUGACGACAAACCCAAAGAAACCAAACUGGAAGAGGCUGCGGAGGAGGGUCCACCAAAAUAUACAAAAUCUAUACUGAAAAAAGGAGAUAAAACCAACUUUCCAAAGAAGGGAGAUGUUGUUCACUGUUGGUAUACAGGAACACUCCAGGACGGGACCGUCUUUGAUACUAAUAUUCAAACAAGUUCAAAGAAGAAGAAAAGUGCCAAGCCUUUAAGUUUUAAGGUUGGAAUAGGCAAAGUUAUCAGAGGAUGGGAUGAAGCACUCUUGACUAUGAGUAAAGGAGAAAAGGCUCGACUUGAAAUCGAACCAGAAUGGGCUUACGGGAAGAAGGGCCAGCCUGAUGCCAAAAUUCCACCAAAUGCAAAACUGAUUUUUGAAGUGGAAUUAGUGGAUAUAGACUGAAACAGUGCUUCAGAUCUAAAGAUUUCAGCAACAACAAAAGAUGGUCGUUAAGAAACUUCUGAUUAAGGGGAGAAUCAACUGGAAGUUCAAGAAGCUGAAAUCAUUUACUUGAUCCAUCUUUUAAGGAAUAUAUAAGCCCUUAUUUACCCCUUAAAUCUAAAAUAUUUUACUACAGCUGUGUAAAAUGUAGUUAAGGAGAACUGAUACUCCUUUUGCCUCGUGCUAUAAACUUAAAGGCUGAAUAAAAAUGAAUCCAAUGCCGUGA
Messenger RNA from Erinaceus europaeus (western European hedgehog), 997 nucleotides. It is a transcript of the gene FKBP3, whose product is annotated as FKBP prolyl isomerase 3. The transcript is spliced from 7 exons. Gene Ontology annotation, molecular function: peptidyl-prolyl cis-trans isomerase activity. The coding region runs from base 58 to 732 and encodes 224 amino acids. Lineage: Eukaryota; Metazoa; Chordata; Mammalia; Eulipotyphla; Erinaceidae. The record is from RefSeq and is a predicted model, not a curated record.